This is a messenger RNA of Humulus lupulus (European hop), 904 nucleotides long. RefSeq names its product protein PLASTID TRANSCRIPTIONALLY ACTIVE 7. The record is from RefSeq and is a predicted model, not a curated record. Bases 102 to 593 code for a protein of 163 amino acids. NCBI's taxonomy places the organism in Eukaryota, Viridiplantae, Streptophyta, Magnoliopsida, Rosales, Cannabaceae. Gene Ontology annotation, cellular component: plastid-encoded plastid RNA polymerase complex. Gene Ontology annotation, biological process: plastid transcription. The transcript has 4 exons.
CAAAAUCCCUUUUAACGAUUUAAUCCAAAAAAAAAAAAAAAAGCCAGAGCAAGAUAAAACCGUUGUAGUAGCUCACACAAAAGCUCCAGCUACUCACAGCUAUGGCUUCCUUAACCCUACCUUUCAGUCUUUCAACGAGGACGGAGCUCAGGUUGGGAAAUUUUUCAAUGCCUUCUAAUUGCUCAUUCAGGACACCGGUUGUAUCCCUAAUGAAAAAGGAUAUUGGAGGUCGACGAGUUUGGAGGCGAAGAAAAUUGACAAAAAAAGAUGAGAAGUUGCAGUACAAUCUGGAAAGAGUACCUUUCCUAGAGGAGCAGGUUAGGAAGAUACAGGAAGGAGGAAAGCUCCUGACAAUGGAUAUCGAAAGACUACUUCUAUCUGAAGAUAACCGGUUUAAUUUCGUGAACGAGAUAGCAGCCGAAGCCACCGAGUAUGUUGUGAACGAUAGAGAUUCGUAUGGGGGUCACAGGAAAGCUAUCCUUCAUGUGAUAAGUAACCGUGUGAAUGAUGCUGGUUUUUCCAGACCAGAGGCCUAUGCAGAAUCAGACCCAUAUAAGCCAGGACCCUCUUAUUUGAAAGAAGAAUUUACCUAAACAGAGUUUGAUCUUGUGAUGUAAAAUCUUUGAGUGUUGAGAAUUUUCGGCAUUUUUCAUAUGUUAAACUUGUUAGGAUUGUUUUGCUGAGAUGCAAGACAGGAUUUUUAGUGAAAAUCAUAAUGUAAGGUUGUGGUUGAUUUGAUCUCACAAUAGAACUUGGCCAAAUACGAAACAAGUGAAUAUUUAGGCCUCGUUUGGUCUGUUUGAUAAAGUAAAGCUAGUGUUUGGAUGACUUUUCUCAAUGUAUUCUGUAAUUUCAUUACCAAAAUACAUGAAAAAAAUGUAUACAAUCAAUUUUAAUUCUUCUA